Molecule: messenger RNA, 4842 nt
Organism: Microcebus murinus (gray mouse lemur)
Lineage: Eukaryota; Metazoa; Chordata; Mammalia; Primates; Cheirogaleidae
Gene: ATP11B
Product: ATPase phospholipid transporting 11B (putative)
Biological process (GO): phospholipid translocation
Cellular component (GO): plasma membrane; endoplasmic reticulum; recycling endosome
Molecular function (GO): ATP hydrolysis activity; ATPase-coupled intramembrane lipid carrier activity; magnesium ion binding
Source: RefSeq, a predicted model, not a curated record
AGGUGGGGUUGUAGGGGUGCUUCGGGUGACAACGGUCAAUAAUGAAGGUGGCUGCGGCUCGGCGGCAAGCUCAGCUGCGCCGGGCGUGGGCGGCGCCAAGGCCGCGCCUGUAGGACCUCGGGCCGGCGCGGCGGGAUGGGGGCACAGCGCGGGGAGUGAGGUGGCGGCGGCGGCGACCAGAGGAACUUCAGCCUGAGGGGUUCGCCCGCUCCCCCCUCUGGCUUGUCCGCCUCCAUCUGCAGCCCCUCGGCCCCUGCGCCCCGCGGGGCCGGGACGGCGACGACAAGGGCAUGUGGCGUUGGGUCCGGCAGCAGCUGGGUUUUGACCCACCACAUCAAAGUGAUACAAGAACCAUUUACAUAGCCAACAGGUUUCCUCAGAAUGGCCUUUACACACCUCAGAAAUUUAUAGAUAACCGGAUCAUUUCAUCUAAGUAUACUGUGUGGAAUUUUAUUCCAAAAAAUUUAUUUGAACAAUUCAGAAGAGUGGCAAAUUUUUAUUUUCUUAUUAUAUUUUUGGUUCAGCUUAUGAUUGAUACACCUACCAGUCCAAUUACCAGUGGACUUCCUUUAUUCUUUGUGAUAACAGUAACCGCCAUAAAGCAGGGAUAUGAAGAUUGGUUACGACAUAACUCAGAUAACGAAGUAAAUGGAGCUCCUGUUUAUGUUGUUCGAAGUGGUGGCCUUGUAAAGACUAGAUCAAAAAAUAUUCGGGUGGGUGAUAUUGUUCGGAUAGCCAAAGAUGAAAUUUUUCCUGCAGAUUUGGUGCUUCUAUCCUCAGAUCGACUUGAUGGUUCAUGUCAUGUUACAACUGCUAGUUUGGAUGGAGAAACCAACCUGAAGACACACGUGGCAGUUCCAGAAACAGCAUUAUUACAAACAGUUGCCAAUUUAGACACCCUCAUAGCUGUGAUAGAAUGCCAGCAACCAGAAGCAGACUUGUACAGAUUCAUGGGACGAAUGAUAAUAACUCACCAAAUGGAAGAAAUCGUAAGACCUCUGGGGCCAGAGAGUCUCUUGCUUCGUGGAGCCAGAUUAAAAAACACAAAAGAAAUUUUUGGUGUUGCUGUUUACACUGGAAUGGAAACUAAGAUGGCAUUAAAUUACAAAAGCAAAUCACAGAAACGAUCUGCAGUAGAAAAGUCAAUGAAUACAUUUUUGAUAAUUUAUCUAAUAAUUCUAGUAUCUGAAGCCAUCAUCAGUACUAUCUUGAAAUAUACAUGGCAAGCUGAAGAAAAAUGGGAUGAACCUUGGUAUAACCAAAAAACAGAACAUCAAAGAAAUAGUAGUAAGAUUCUGAGGUUUAUUUCAGACUUCCUUGCUUUUUUAGUACUCUACAAUUUCAUCAUUCCAAUUUCAUUAUACGUGACAGUUGAAAUGCAGAAAUUUCUUGGAUCAUUCUUUAUUGGCUGGGAUCUUGAUUUAUAUCAUGAGGAAUCAGAUCAGAAAGCUCAAGUCAAUACUUCCGAUCUGAAUGAAGAGCUUGGACAGGUGGAAUAUGUGUUUACAGAUAAAACUGGAACACUGACAGAAAAUGAAAUGCAGUUUCGGGAAUGCUCAAUUAAUGGCAUGAAAUACCAAGAAAUCAAUGGUAGACUUGUACCCGAAGGACCAACACCAGACUCUUCAGAAGGAGACUUAACUUAUCUUAGUAGUUUAUCCCAUCUUAACAACUUAUCCCAUCUUACGGGUUCCUCUUUUAGAACUAGCCCUGAAAACGAAACUGAACUAAUUAAAGAACAUGAUCUCUUCUUUAAAGCAGUCAGUCUCUGUCACACUGUACAGAUUAGCAAUGUUCAGAGUGAAUGCAUUGGUGAUGGUCCCUGGCAGUCCAACCUGGCACCCUCCCAGUUGGAAUACUAUGCAUCUUCACCAGAUGAAAAAGCUCUAGUAGAAGCUGCUGCAAGAAUUGGCAUUGUAUUUAUUGGCAAUUCUGAAGAAACUAUGGAAAUUAAAACACUUGGAAAACUGGAACGAUACAAACUACUUCAUAUUCUGGAAUUUGAUUCAGAUCGUAGGAGAAUGAGUGUAAUUGUUCAGGCACCUUCAGGUGAGAAGUUUUUAUUUGCUAAAGGAGCUGAAUCAUCAAUUCUUCCUAAAUGUAUAGGUGGAGAAAUAGAAAAAACCCGAAUUCAUGUAGAUGAAUUUGCUUUGAAAGGGCUAAGAACUCUAUGUAUAGCCUAUAGACAGUUUACAUCUAAAGAGUAUGAGGCAAUAGAUAGACGCCUAUUUGAAGCCAGGACUGCCUUGCAGCAACGGGAAGAAAAAUUGGCAGACACCUUCCAGUUCAUAGAGAAAGACCUGAUAUUACUUGGAGCUACAGCAGUGGAAGACAGACUACAAGAUAAAGUUCGAGAAACUAUUGAAGCUUUGAGAAUGGCUGGUAUCAAAGUAUGGGUACUUACUGGAGAUAAACAUGAAACAGCUGUUAGUGUGAGUUUAUCAUGUGGACACUUUCAUAGAACCAUGAACAUCCUUGAACUUACAAACCAGAAAUCAGACAACGAAUGUGCUGAACAGUUGAGGCAGCUUUCCAGAAGAAUUACAGAGGAUCAUGUGAUUCAGCAUGGGCUGGUAGUGGAUGGGACCAGCCUAUCUCUUGCACUCAGAGAACAUGAAAAACUAUUUAUGGAAGUUUGUAAAAAUUGUUCAGCUGUAUUAUGCUGUCGUAUGGCACCACUGCAGAAAGCAAAAGUAAUAAGACUGAUAAAAAUCUCACCUGAGAAACCCAUAACAUUGGCUGUUGGUGAUGGUGCUAAUGAUGUAAGCAUGAUACAGGAAGCACAUGUUGGUAUAGGAAUCAUGGGUAAAGAAGGAAGACAGGCUGCAAGAAACAGUGACUAUGCAAUAGCUAGAUUUAAAUUCCUCUCCAAAUUGCUUUUUGUUCAUGGUCAUUUUUAUUAUAUUAGAAUAGCUACCCUUGUACAGUAUUUUUUUUACAAGAAUGUGUGCUUUAUAACACCUCAAUUUUUAUAUCAGUUCUACUGUUUAUUUUCUCAACAAACAUUGUAUGACAGCGUGUACCUGACUUUGUACAAUAUUUGUUUUACUUCCCUACCUGUUCUGAUAUAUAGUCUUUUGGAACAACAUAUAGACCCUCAUGUAUUACAGAACAAGCCCACCCUCUAUCGAGACAUUAGUAAAAACCGUCUCUUAAGCAUUAAUAAAUUUCUUUAUUGGACCAUCCUGGGUUUCAGUCAUGCCUUUAUUUUCUUUUUUGGAUCGUAUUUUCUGAUAGGGGAAGAUGUAUCUCUGCUUGGAAAUGGCCAGAUGUUUGGAAACUGGACAUUUGGCACUUUGGUCUUCACAGUUAUGGUUAUCACAGUCACAGCAAAGAUGGCUUUGGAAACUCGUUUUUGGACUUGGAUCAACCAUCUUGUUACCUGGGGAUCUAUUAUAUUUUAUUUUGUAUUUUCUUUGUUUUAUGGAGGGAUUCUCUGGCCAUUUUUGAGCUCCCAGAAUAUGUAUUUUGUAUUUAUUCAGCUUCUAUCAAGUGGUUCUGCUUGGUUUGCCAUAAUCCUCAUGGUUGUUACAUGUCUGUUUCUUGAUAUCAUAAAGAAGGUAUUUGACCGACACCUCUAUCCUACAAGUACUCAAAAGGCACAGAUGUACUCCAACACAGUUGCUUUAAGUGACGAGUUCAUCGCACUGCAGCCAUUGUCGAGGGCAAGGAAUCAGCUGAGCAAACUUAGCUUACUGAAACAAAUGCAGGUAUCAAGUGCUUGGACUCCAUGUGCUGUUUCCCAGGAGAAACAGCGUGCACAUCUGUUAGAAGAAUGCUGGAACGAGUUAUAGGAAGAUGUAGUCCGACCCACAUCAGCAGAUCAUGGAGUGCAUCGGAUCCUUUCUAUACCAACGACAGGAGCAUCUUGACCCUCUCCACAAUGGACUCAUCUACUUGUUAAAGGGGCAGUAGUACUUUGUGGGAGCCAUUCCACUUCCUUUCCUAAAAUUCAGUGUGAUCAUCCUGUUAAUGGCCACACUAGCUCUGAAAUUACUUCCUGAAAUCUUUGGAGUAGUUCAUACACACUCAGAGUUAGAUGGCAAACAAGCAGAAAGCAUUAACAGGAGCCCCUUAAUUUGAAUCUGAACAUGUUAAAAUUUGUGAAUCAAGAGACAUUUUUCAUCUCUUUGUCUGGUUUGUCCCUUGUGUUUAUGGGCCUCCUAAUGGCAUUUCAGCCUGUUGCUGAGGCCACUAUAUUUUAAUGUCAAGGUAAAAAAGAGAUAAAUCCUAGUUAUGUGUAUUUUUUAGUAUUAGCUCUUCUAUUUAAAUCUGCUUCUGUAAAUUAUGCUGAAAGUCUGCCUUGAGAAUUCUAUUUUUUUAUUAGAGUUAUAUUUGAAGCUUUUCAUGGGAAAAGUUAAUGUGAAUAAUAAGGAAUUUUGGUCCCUCAGUGACCUGUAUUGUUAAUUCGUUAAUGUUUUCUAAGUUCACAGAGCGAAUUAGGUGAAUAAUUUCCAACCAUUAUUUACUGCAGUAUGGGUAGUAAACUUAUACCAAUACCAAAUUUCUCUAACUGUACUGUAAUGCAACCUGUAAAGCUAGCCAUAUAAAUACAAAGGGUAUAUCAUAUCUUAUCUAUAAAUCAGGAAUUAGGUCCAUUCACCAAAUUUCAAAUUGAUCUGUACUGAUAUUUUUGUGACACAAUAUGAAGAAUCUAUUGUGGGUAAAUUAGAUACCUUAGCAUAUUAUUAAUGUCUUUAUCAUUGGAUCUUUUGCAUGCUUUAAUCCAGUUAAUAUAUUUAAAUUUGCUUCUUUUCUCUUUAUCUGAAGGCUCUGUUUAUAGUAUUUUAUGACAAUGUUGUGAAGUUCAACUAUAUCAAUAAAAAACAAGUUUGGACAGUA